AUGCUAGCCCAUCUCAAGACGGGGAAAACGCCUUUGUGGUGGGCUGCCCGAAACGGGCACGAAGCAGUGACCAAACUCUAUAUUGCGACAGAGAGAGUGAAUCCUGACUGUCAAGAUUCGACGGGGGAGACGCCGCUCUGGUGGGAAGCACGCAAUGGACAUGAAGAAGUAGUUCGACUGCUUCUCGACAAGGGAGCUCGCCCAGAUGUGCCCAACUCGGAUGGUCAGACGCCCUUGUCCUACGCGGCAGAAUUCGGCCAUGAGGCUGUGGUCAGACUGCUUCAGGCCCACGGUGCAAGUUCAGGUUCUUUGUAA
Molecule: messenger RNA, 315 nt
Organism: Penicillium subrubescens
Lineage: Eukaryota; Fungi; Ascomycota; Eurotiomycetes; Eurotiales; Aspergillaceae
Product: ankyrin repeat domain-containing protein
Exons: 1
Coding region: 1-315 (104 amino acids)
Molecular function (GO): protein binding
Source: RefSeq, a predicted model, not a curated record